AUGGCCAAGUGGGCCAGCGACGGAUGGGCUGGAGGCUUCCCGCUGACUUGCGCCUUCAUCUUGCGGGGGAAAAAGGUCGCCUCCUCCCUUGUUUACCUCGCCAAGAGCCACCACACGGACACCCGCCUGGCCACUCCAGCCUUUAAGCCUGAGCCUUGCUUCCCCAACUUCCUUUGCUGGAUAGUUGGGGUCCUUGCUCCAAGCUCCCAGAUGCAACUUAGUGAAAAAGAGAACAAGAGACUCCGAGGGCACAGAGCGUUUGCACCUUGCACUGUGUGUCCAGAUGCCGCUCAGAAUAACAAUGCAGGGGGGACAGUAGGACAGAAACACGAAAUGUGUGGCUCAAACCUGAACGACAGUUGCAAUGUAGAACUUGAGACCCAUGGCCUCUCACCCUCUGUUGCCUCUUCCAGUCCUAAAGAAGUCAGCUUCAUUUCGAGGGGAGCUACAGGUCACCACCAGAGAAGCCCAGUUGUCCCUGAAAAUGGUUUUCAACAGCAAACGGAAUCCUCGACUCCGAAAAACAUAAAGGCUGCCUGUGAGAAACAUUCUGGCUGCUGUAGCUCUCCUCAGCCUAAGCCACACUAUUCCCCUCCAAGGCUGCCCCAGCUGUUACCUUCAGGCCAGGCACCAUUGGCAGUAACCUCUGAGCUUAUGGAUUCCUCAGUCACCACAGGGGUUCAGAGAUUUCGAGAUACCCUGAAAACACCAUACAAGCUGGAAUUAAAAAAUGAACCAGGGAAAGCUGAUUUGAAGCAUAUUGUUAUAGAUAGGAGUAAUGCUACAGUCACCCAUGGUCUGAAAAAGUUCUUUAGAUGCCGUGGGAUAGCAAUUGCAGUUGAAUAUUUUUGGAAGCUUGGCAACAGAAACAUCAUUGUGUUUGUCCCACAGUGGAGAACAAGGUGCGAUCCUAUUGUCACAGAACAACAUUUCUUAACCCAGCUCCAGGAGCUUGGAAUAUUAUCUUUAACUUCUGCCCGCAUGGUCUUUGGAGAACGAAUCGCCUCUCAUGAAGACAGGUUCCUGCUACACUUAGCGGACAAAACUGGGGGUAUAAUUGUAACAAAUGAUAACUUCAGAGAGUUCAUGACUGAGUCGUCGGUGUCCUGGAGAGAAAUUAUUAUGAAAAAAGACAUGCAGCUGCUACUCAAUGCCCUUCCAAAUGUGGGCACGUUCGAUCCUGGCUUUCAGAGCCCCAACACCCAAGUAGCCAACACCAGCCACCAGCCUCCAUCCCGGAAUCAGGGAGUCUCUUCAGGCCCUUGGCUUCCUCAGCAGCCCCACUUCACACCCCUGGCCACCGUUCCCAGUAUACAGCAGAACCUUCUCGUACCAGCACAGAGAUCUUCCGCAGAGACCAGCGAACUGAGGGUGUCCCUGCUGAAGAUCUUCCCUGACUUUGAGCAAAAACUGAAGAUCGACCAGAUCGUGGUAGCUCAUCCAUACAUGAAAGACCUGAAUGCCCUUUCUGCCCUGAUAUUGGACUGA
Messenger RNA from Myodes glareolus (Bank vole), 1488 nucleotides. The record is from RefSeq and is a predicted model, not a curated record. Lineage: Eukaryota; Metazoa; Chordata; Mammalia; Rodentia; Cricetidae.